Erythranthe guttata (spotted monkey flower) is the source of this 1437-nucleotide messenger RNA. Its product is annotated as F-box protein AUF2. Gene Ontology annotation, molecular function: protein binding. The record is from RefSeq and is a predicted model, not a curated record. NCBI's taxonomy places the organism in Eukaryota, Viridiplantae, Streptophyta, Magnoliopsida, Lamiales, Phrymaceae.
AAAUUAAUAAUAGGUCCAAGGACAGAGAGCAAAGGCUCUGUAAAUAACAAGCCAAUGAAACCAAAGGAGGACCCCACCCCCACAAAAAGUCAACGGUCAAUUCCCUUUUGUUCCUCUUUUUUCUCCAUUCAACGACUGUUUCCCCAACCCCACAAAAACCCACCCACUAUUUCCAACACACCCAACAAAUUCGUUCCUUUUUUCUCUAUCCAUGGCUUCCGGGCCGGAUAGCUCCGAUUUCUUCGACCUCCUACCCGACCCGAUUCUCCUCCUUAUCCUGAACCGGGUCUCCGAUAUCAAGACCCUCCUCCGCUGCAGAUCCGUCUCCAGACGCUUCAACUCCGCCGUACCUCAGGCCGACUCCCUCCUCCUCCGCGUCGACCGUGUCAUCUCCUCCUCCGACGAUGACGACGGCGUUUCUUUUUUCUCCGCCCUCUUCAAAUCCCUCCUCACCUCCCUCCACCACCUCGUUUCCCCUCCCCCCACCGGUAAACAGCCACCCGAGAACCCCACCUCCGCCGCGCCGCCGCCGCCCAAUUCCCCCUCCCAGAUCCUCCGCAGCUUCGACGCCAUCGCCAGUCUCCGGAUCGAGCUCCCCUCCGGCGACCUCCGCCUCGAGAAGGGCACCUCCAUCAAAUGGGUCGCCCGAUUCGGGAAAACCCUCCGCAGCUGCGUCAUCCUCGCGUUCAAGAACGGCGGCGAUUCAACCGCCGCCGAUAGCGGCGGCGGCCUGAAAAUGCGCGUGGUGUGGACGAUCAGCGCGCUGAUUGCGGCCUCCGCCAGGCAUUUCAUGAUCUCCGAGGUGGUCAGGGAGCAGCACUCUCUCUCCCGUCUAGUCGUCUACGAUAGGGACAACGAGGGAACCGUGAUUAUGGACAAAGACGGGCUGACGGAGUCCAGAGAUAGCGGCGGCGAUGUGGCGGCGGAGGAAACCAACGCGGGCGGAAUGUGGUGGCGGAACAAUCGGACGACGGUGCCCGCUGUGGGGAUGAGGAUGAGGCACGAGGCGAGAAUGGAGUUAUCCGGAGGGAUGGUGCUCGAGGGAGCAACGCUCGUGGUGGUGCGGCCGGUGGGCGGUGGCGGAGAAGACGACGACGAGUGGUUAGUGGAGGAGGCGUUUGGGAAAGAGGGAGUGUGGGCAGAGGCAGUUCAGAGGCUGAUCAAGAGCAGGAGCUACAUUCUUGAAAUGAACUCCUUUUGAUCAAAAUGAACAUCAAUUCAUUAUUUCAGGUAUUGUACCAAAAUAGAAAACAAAUGUUGUAAUAUUUGCAUGUGCAAUUGAUUGAUGUUUUCAUCGUCGGAGAAAAAGAAAAGGAAAAAACAUGUUGUUUAACAAUGAAAAAAUGAAUGAUUGUAUCAUGUAAUAGAGUUUACAACCUUGAGCAUUCAUUCAUACAUUUAACCAUUAUUAUGAUGAUGUUAGAUUCUUGCCAUCAA